Molecule: messenger RNA, 303 nt
Organism: Staurois parvus
Lineage: Eukaryota; Metazoa; Chordata; Amphibia; Anura; Ranidae
Source: the annotation of a GenBank genome assembly
CAGGGGCGGACUGACAACUCAUGGGGCUCCCGGGCAAUAGGGGAUCAUGGGGCCCCUGUGUCCUUGCCCAAACUCAAAAAAGCCUAUGUUAAAGGUACCAGGUGCAUCUCAUGGGGCCCCCUACUGACCCCGGGCCCUCAGGCAGUGCCCAAGUUUCCAAAUGGUCAGUCCGCCCCUGGAUGGGACAAAGUUCCAGAAGGAUAACCAUCACUGCAGCCCUUAACCAAUCUGCACUUUAUGGCACUCCAGGCUUUAAGUCCUACCUGUAAUGUUAACUCAUUCAUUUUAUUUUAUCUGGUCAGA